This is a messenger RNA of Penicillium malachiteum, 1047 nucleotides long. RefSeq names its product sterol desaturase family protein. Gene Ontology annotation, biological process: ergosterol biosynthetic process. The coding region runs from base 1 to 1047 and encodes 348 amino acids. The transcript has 2 exons. Gene Ontology annotation, molecular function: iron ion binding; C-4 methylsterol oxidase activity. The record is from RefSeq and is a predicted model, not a curated record. Lineage: Eukaryota; Fungi; Ascomycota; Eurotiomycetes; Eurotiales; Aspergillaceae.
AUGGACGCCCUUUUCUCUCUUCCCGUUAUAUCCCUAGUCCUUAUCCCCGCCAUGUCCUCCUACGCAACCAGUCUAAACAUCAUCUUCUUCUACAUGACAUGGUCGACUCUCGUCCUGUCGCAUUCCCCCAUUCGAGUCGAAUUAGCCGGUACAAUCACCGUCCGCUUAUUAUUCUUCAUACUACCAUCACUCCUAUUCUUCCUCUUCGAUAUUCUCACUCCGUCUGCGGCUGUGAUCGUCAAGGCGCAGGGUGAGGCCGGUUUACCUAGCGGCAAGAAGCGCGGCAUGAUUCGUGCGCGUGAGCUCAAGGUCGCAGGCUGGUCGCUCUUUAAUGUACUUCUGGGACUCAUCUUGCAAUCGGGAAUCGAGUAUCUGCUGGUUAAGUUACUCGGUAUUCGCAGUGCGGUGAAAGUAUCCAUGAAGCUGCCUAUGCCAUGGGAGAUUGGACAAGGUCUAGUCUUCGGAUUAUUAAUUCGAGAGGGUCUAACAUAUACUAUACACCGCUAUGUCCUUCACAAUAAAAAAUCAAUCCUCACACGGUCUUUAACUGAGUGGCAUGAAUCAUGGUACCACAGCCUUCGGACUCCAUUCCCUCUUACAGCGCAUUAUGAUCAUCCCAUCACAUGGAUAAUCGGUCGCUUUAUCCCGAGCUUCUUACCAGCAAUGCUACUACGCAUGCACAUGAUUACCUAUAUCAUCUUCCUAUCAACCCUGUCUGUUGAAGAGACAUUCGUGUACUCUGGUUAUACUGUUAUGCCAACAAGCUUCUUCCUUGGCGGAAUUGCGCGCCGUGUAGAUGAGCAUCUACUUAAAAAGGGAGAAGGAAACUUUGGGCCUUGGGGCAUUUUUGAUUGGAUUUUCAGCACAACUGUUGGGGAGUCGACUAUUGAAGAUGAUCUUGAGGCUGAGUUUGAUAGUGACGAGUUCCAGGAGAAGGUUCUGCAGGCGUUGGAGUCUUCGAAGCAGAAAAUUCGUGAGGGAACUUUGCGGAGGAAGACUCGGGGACGGAAGCGUAGUUCGAUUGUUGAAGAGCAUUUCAAUAGAUAA